Molecule: messenger RNA, 655 nt
Organism: Prorocentrum cordatum
Lineage: Eukaryota; Dinophyceae; Prorocentrales; Prorocentraceae
Source: the annotation of a GenBank genome assembly
CGAUCACAAGCCCUACGUCAACUUCGCUGACAAGCUGUGCUGUAGCAGUUGCGGCCUGGCCAAGAGCGUGGUGCACGGGGGCCCCGUCAAAGCCAACUCGCCAUCACGGUCCACGGCUCCAUGGGCCAGCGGCGACAAAGGCAGGGGAGCGGGCUCGAUAUCGGCGCAGCUGCUGGAGAUGCAAAAGCAGGUGUGCUCUCUCACGUCGGAACCCAAGCUUGCGAAGGCCAAGUCUCCCGAGAAGAGGUUGGACGUGUUGGGGAGCUUCGUUACGCAGCGGGCUGGUAUCGACACGCCUGCGGUUUGCAAGCUGGUGGAGCAGUGGAAGGCGGAGCAGGCCAAGCUGCGCGCGCAGCUCUUCCAGGAGAAGCCGCCUUCGCAGCGGCUCAAGGCUCCCGGUUUCGAAAUCACCAAGGUCGAGCAGCAAACCACCAGGCAGCAGAACGCCCGCAAGGCCAAGCAGGCGCAGCUGGUGGCCCUGCAGGCGGAGAUCGCAACGCAGGAUGCCGCGCUCGCCGAGUCUCGCAAGCAGCUGCUCGAGCUCGAGGGCCAGCUGGCCCUGCUCUGUGGGGCAUUGCCGCAGCCGCCCACGGGGCCUACUGGCGCCGAGCUUGGCGCCGACGAGGGCAGCUGGACGUUGCCCAAGCUGGAGCAG